AAAUUUUUAGUUGAUAUUUACGAGACUUAUUUGAUUACUGUCACCUCCUACACCCAUAAGUGCGGUGUGUAGUUGGGGAUUAUGUGCUCACGUGUGUGUAAACAUUGUCACCCACAGGAAGUGAGGGUCGGCAUGGGUGUCAAGACAGGUGGUUCGGUAUAUGGUGAUAGUGAGAGCAAAAAGUUUGAGAUGUGGUUUAAACUAGAUCACAUGAAUUUGAUUAUGGUCAGAACAGGAGGAAGUUUGUGAUAUUCAUAAAUGAUCAUUAAAAUUUGCAUAUGUGGCAGUGGUGGUUGUUGUUUAGGUUUGAAACGACAGCAGUUUAAAUGUUGUUCAUGGAAGCUUUGACAUGACUCACUAAAAGAUGAUUAUAUCUGAAAGGUUCAGCUGAAAGGGCAGGAAAGUCCAGUAAUAACACUGAAUUCCCUCACAUCUGAAUGUGUUUCAGAUUGUUUUGUCUUUUCUGAAGAUUACAUCUUUGCAAAACGUACAGUGUAGAACACAGAGAUUUCAGUCGUGUGAAACACCAAGUCGAUCAUGAUAAGGAGGAAAACGUAUCAUCUCCAUUUUUGUUUUUUACCAAUAUAUGAGCAGAGGCAACAUUUUACAAACUUAGAGCAAAUGAAGGGAGGAUUUUUGUCAAGAUCACAAGAAAAUUGAAUCAGGAGUCAAAAGUUCUCAUUGUGGAACAGUAUGAACGCAUCAUACCUGGAAGAGAUUGACUAUGACUAUUACACCUGUGAUCAGAAUACCAGUUCAGAAUUCCCCGAUGGAUCCACCAUCUUGCCAGUUUUGUACUAUGCACUGUCUUGUCUAGGUCUGCUAGGCAACUGCACAGUUCUCUGGGUUCUCCUCUGGCACAUAAAGCUGAGAAAUAUGACGGAUGUAUGCCUCCUCAACCUGGCCCUGUCUGACCUCAUACUGGCUGUAUCCCUGCCUCUCUUGGUCCACAAUUCCCAGAACCUUACAUCGUGCAAACUGAUGACAGGAGUCUAUCAGCUGGGUUUCUACAGUGGGACUUUCUUUGUGACUUCAAUGAGUGUGGACCGCUACCUGGCUAUCGUCCAUGCUGUGGCAGCCAUGCGCGCCAGGACGCUUCGCUAUGGGAUCAUUGCUAGCAUCGUUAUCUGGGUUGUAGCUGUCACCAUGGCAGUCCCUCAGGUGAUAUUUGCCUCCUUGGAGAAAGAUGACAAUAACAGCGUCAGCUGCCAACCGCUGUACCCAUUUGAAAGCCAGCAGUUUUGGAAGAUGCUGCGAAACUUCAGUGAGAACACAGUGGGACUUUUCCUGUGCCUACCCAUUAUGAUUUUCUGCUACGUGAAAAUCCUCAUUGUUCUGUCCAAGUCCAGGAAUUCCAAAAAGGACAAAGCUGUAAAGCUGAUAUUUACCAUAGUGUGUGUGUUUGUGGUGUGCUGGGUCCCCUACAAUGUCACAGUUUUCCUUCAGACACUGCAGCUGUUUGAAAUCCUUAACAACUGUGUGGCCACAGCAACCAUCAACUCUGCCAUGACCUUUGCUGAGAUUAUUGCACUGUCUCACUGCUGUGUAAAUCCAGUCAUCUAUGCAUUUGUAGGGGAGAAGUUUAGGAAGUCUCUGGGCAAAGUACUGACUAGAUACUUCUGCUGGAGCAACCAGAGGAGAAUGGCUUUCAGUCAGAGAGACACCACAGAGAAAGAAACUUCCAACACACCUGUAAGAUCAGAGUACUAAAAAUGAU
This is a messenger RNA of Toxotes jaculatrix (banded archerfish), 1717 nucleotides long. RefSeq names its product C-C chemokine receptor type 2. Gene Ontology annotation, molecular function: chemokine receptor activity. Gene Ontology annotation, cellular component: membrane. Gene Ontology annotation, biological process: chemotaxis; G protein-coupled receptor signaling pathway; immune response. The transcript is spliced from 4 exons. NCBI's taxonomy places the organism in Eukaryota, Metazoa, Chordata, Actinopteri, Toxotidae. The record is from RefSeq and is a predicted model, not a curated record. The coding region runs from base 694 to 1710 and encodes 338 amino acids.